Molecule: messenger RNA, 591 nt
Organism: Fulvia fulva
Lineage: Eukaryota; Fungi; Ascomycota; Dothideomycetes; Mycosphaerellales; Mycosphaerellaceae
Product: Ecp58-1
Exons: 2
Coding region: 1-591 (196 amino acids)
Source: RefSeq, a predicted model, not a curated record
AUGCGCUCCUUCACCGCCCUCUUGGCUUCCGCCUCGUUGCUCGUUGUCAGCACUCUUGCUGUGCCAAAUACUGCGUGGCAAGGUGGCAGCUAUGGCGGCUGGGGCAAGAACAAGAGCCCAAGCUGGAAUCCAGGCCGUGACUCCAAGUGUCUAAGUGACUCGGAAGCCCAAGCUGUUGCCGACAAUUUCAAAGAGUCGAUCGCAGCCUACAGCGAUGCCCUCGCCGAUGCCGCAUUCACCACAGACUUCCAAGACUACUCCGAUUCCGUCAUCGAGCUCAUCGACAACGGCUGCCCGAACAGCCCAGUAGCCCUCGGUACCGCCACCUUCGACUCCCUCGCCUCCUUCAAGGCCGGACAAGGCGCACAACCCCCCAUCCCCUUCGAGAUCCUCAACAUCUGGCACAACUGCGACACCAUCACUAUCCGCUGGGUGUCUGCACAGACGCCUGCACAGGUCACUGGCAUUAUUGUCAUUGAGGCUGCUUAUGAGAAUGAUAGGUGGAUGAUUGAGACCGUGUUCAGCGAGUUUAACUCUGGUGCUUGGUUGGUCAAUUUGGGGAUCUUUAAGCCGUCGAGUUGCACGGCGUAG